Messenger RNA from Ostrea edulis (European flat oyster), 5781 nucleotides. Its product is annotated as SCO-spondin-like. Bases 1 to 5781 code for a protein of 1926 amino acids. NCBI's taxonomy places the organism in Eukaryota, Metazoa, Mollusca, Bivalvia, Ostreida, Ostreidae. The transcript is spliced from 33 exons. The record is from RefSeq and is a predicted model, not a curated record. Gene Ontology annotation, cellular component: membrane.
AUGAACAGUGCACAAGCAGGGAUAUCUUUAUUUUUGCUACUUUUCACGUAUGUUUGUGGUCAAAUCACAGAGAUUCAAAGAGACACUAGAAUUUUUGCUUUUAAUGUGAAUUCAAAUCUUUCAUACGUUGGACAUGAAUUUCGCAAUCACCAAAUAUCUAAUUUCUCGACAAAGUUCUUCGCUACUCAAUGCGCGAUGGAGUGCCAUAGAACGCCUCGAUGCCAGUCUUUUAACUUUGCGUCAAAGACUCGUCAGUGUCAACUAAAUGAUGCCACACACGAUGAUUUUCCAGAUGACCUGGCUAAUGAUUCCAGUACGACUGGGGUUAUGUAUUACCUCAAAGACGCCAUAACAAUCAGUUCGGAUGCUGUCGGACCUUGUGGAAACCACCCUUGUAAGAACAGUGGGCGUUGCUUGGACACUAUAUCCUCCGUGACAGGAAAUAGAACCUUCUUCUGCUUGUGUCAGGAUGGCUGGAGGGGAGAUAUUUGCGAUAUUAAAGAGGACAGUCUGGGCUGGGCGCUAUGGGCUGAGUGGUCACCGUGCUCUACUUCUUGUGGAAAUGGUUACCAUAUCCGUCAGAGGAAAUGUAAAAACCUGGACAGUGGGGAAGAUCUUCCCUCAUCUCAGUGUUACGGACGGGAGACUGAAUACAAAGCAUGUCAAUUCAGGAAGUGUCCAAUGUGGGAUGACUGGGCUGCAUGGGGAGAGUGUUCCACCCUUAGUACUUGUGGUAGAGGCUCUCGUUCGCGCACACGCACGUGUGGAAAUGGUGGUAAACCUGGCGUUGAUAGAUAUUGUCUCGGGCCUGUGAACGAAACAAUGGCGUGUGAUGGAAUUCCUUGCAAUGGAAUGGUACGUCUGAGGAACGGUGUGAAGUUUGGAGAGGGUCGUGUAGAAAUGUUCGACAGUUUUUUCAAGAAAUGGCUACAAACAUGUGGAGAAAACUGGAAUCAGUUGGCAGCAGACACGGCGUGCAAACAAAGAGGUUUUCUCGGAGCCCACACUGCGUUGACUAAUGGCACAUACGACAAGGCCGAUGAUUUGGACGUUGUGACACUGAAGUGUUUUGGAAAUGAAUCUUUUCUCCAUCAAUGUCAGCGAGUGAAAACCAACCAGUGCUCUGUCAUCGCUGGAGUUCAGUGCAUGGUACGUGGAGCUUGGAGUUUGUGGUCCUCUUGGGGAGACUGCUCUGUUACAUGUGAAAACGGAACUCGUACACGUACACGUGUGUGUAACCAUCCUCCCCCAAAUUUUGGAGGUCGUCAUUGUCCCGGUGACGACAUAGAGUACAAACCCUGCACGAUGAAGAUGUGCCCAGUGGAUGGCGUGUGGGAGAAGUGGUCGACUUGGUCAGAUUGCUCCGUAUCCUGUGCAAAUGGAACCAAAUAUCGAACACGAUCUUGCAUUGGACCAUACCACGAUGGGAAAAACUGUACCGGUGACUCAAUAGACACAACUUCUUGCUUUCCAAAAGAGUGUCCAGUGGAUGGGAUUUGGAAAGAAUGGGCGCAAUGGACCAAAUGUACGGUCACGUGUGGUUACGGAACGAGAAAUCGUUCGCGUUCCUGUGAGGGUCCAUUUUACAAUGGGAAGGAAUGUCAAGGACCAGAUGAUGAAUUGGAGGCCUGUAACGCAUUCUCUUGUCCAGUGGAUGGUUCGUGGAAAAUGUGGAGUGAGUGGGAUACUUGUUCAGUAAGUUGUGGAGGUGGAAUACAGAAUCGCACGCGAGAAUGUAAUACGCCACUGCAUGGUGGAACAGGAUGCACAGGGCCCUCCGAAGAAUCAAGAUCGUGCAAUGAAGAUCCAUGUCCGGUGGAUGGUGUGUGGACUGCCUGGGCGGAUUGGUCGAUCUGCUCCGUUACAUGUGCAAAUGGGACACAAUGGCGAAACAGAACGUGUGUGGGUCCUUUAUACGGUGGCAUGAAUUGCACGGGUGAAGAAAUUGAAGAAAGAAUAUGCGUCACCGCUUCAUGUCCAGUCAAUGGUGUUUGGAAAACCUGGUCUGAAUGGGAUCAGUGCAAUGUAACAUGUGGAGGAGGAGAAAAAGCUAGACGAAGAGGGUGUGAAGGUCCAUACUUUAAUGGUGAUCCAUGUAAAGGCCCCAAAGAAGAACGCCAAUCAUGCAAUACCUUUAACUGUCCAAUUGAUGGCAUUUGGGAGGCUUGGAGUAAUUGGACAGAAUGUACACGUUCGUGUGGCGGAGGUGAACAAACCAGAACACGGAAUUGUGUCGGCCCUUUCUACAAUGGAACCAACUGCCAGGGAGAUUGGAAUCAAACAAAAACAUGCAACACACACUCUUGUGCAGUCGAUGGUUUCUGGCACGAAUGGUCGAAUUGGACAUUCUGUAACGUCUCUUGCGGAGGUGGAUCAAUUUGGCGCAGACGCCGUUGUGAACAACCCUUGUUCGGUGGCAACAAUUGUACUGGAGACUCUUUAGAAGUACAAAAUUGCAACACUUUCCCUUGUCCAGUGGAUGGCGUGUUUAAUACUUGGUCCAACUGGUCGGACUGCACAUUGACUUGUGGGAAUGGUACGCAGUACAGAAAUCGAUCGUGCGAGGGUCCAUACUUCGGAGGAGAGAGCUGCACUGGUGACUGGAACCAAGUUAGAGAUUGCAACACACUACCUUGUCCUGUUGACGGAUUUUGGCAGAGUUGGUCGAAUUGGUCAGACUGUUCUCAAUCUUGUGGACGAGGUUCAAUGGUUCGUACACGAAUAUGUGAAGAACCAAGACAUGGCGGCGCAAACUGCGCUGGUUCAUCCAAUGAAACUAAGUCAUGUAAUCCGUCCAACUGUCCUGUGGAUGGUAUAUGGAAAUCUUGGCAAGAAUGGUCGCAUUGUGACGUAUCUUGCGGAUUGGGUACACAGUAUAGGAACCGUACAUGUAACGGACCAUACAAUGGCGGAAAGAACUGCACAGGAGAAGACGAAGAAAGUCAAGAAUGCUUUCCUAAAGAAUGUCCAGUGGAUGGACUAUUUACUGAGUGGACAACGUGGACAAAUUGUCCCGUUUCAUGUGGUGGUUCUUGGAGAAACAGGAGUCGAAGUUGUGUUGGUCCUUUCUUCGGUGGCAAGGCCUGUGAAGGUCCGCGUGAUGAAACUAUGAUUUGCGGCAGCAUGCCAUGCCCAGUUGACGGCGAAUGGAGUUUAUGGUCCUCUUGGGGCACAUGUACAGUGUCAUGUGGGACAGGGCAGUCCCAGAGAUACCGCUACUGCACAGACAACAAGUUUGGUGGGAAAAAUUGUACUGGGAAAUCCUUACAAUACAAGAAUUGCAACAACUUUUCAUGUCCGAUUGACGGCGUUUUCACAUCAUGGUCGAACUGGACAGAAUGCAGUAAGUCUUGUGGAACGGGGGGACAAACUAGAAACCGCUCCUGUGAUGGCCCGUAUCACGGUGGGGAUGAUUGUAUGGGAAACCUCACUGAAACUCAAGAAUGUAACACACAAAACUGUCCAGUGGACGGUGUUUUCAUGGAGUGGUCUGAUUGGACAGAAUGUUCACUAUCUUGUGGCUCAGGAGAACAAAGUAGAACGAGAUCUUGUGCUGGACCUUUCUAUGGCGGUCGUAAUUGUAAUGGAAACUUCCAAGAGAACAGGACAUGUAAUGAACAUAAUUGCCCAGUUGAUGGAGUAUGGAAGCCUUGGGGCUCUUGGCAAGAAUGUGACGUAAGUUGUGGAGGCGGAAAUCAGUCACGUGUGCGCACAUGUUUAGGACCUUUCCACGGAGGUGCUCCCUGUAAUGCUUCUGGGAGUGACACACAAGAAUGUAAUACAUUUCCAUGUCCAGUGGAUGGCCUCUGGCUUUCAUGGGGUGCUUGGGGCACAUGUAAUACCACAUGUGGAGGCGGAACACGCCUUCGUAACCGAACCUGCGAUGGACCUUUCUUUGGUGGUAAACCAUGCGAGGGUGAUGAACAAGAUUCAAGCAGUUGCAACGAGUUUCCCUGCCCUAUCGAUGGCGUUUGGAAUCUCUGGUCAGUGUGGGAUAACUGUAGCGAGAUUUGUGGUGGGGGAAAUCAGUCUCGAUAUCGUACCUGUGACGGUCCUUUUCACGGUGGACUGAAUUGUUCCGGUAAUGAUACCCAAACCAGAGACUGCAAUACACAUCACUGUCCCGUGGAUGGAGUGUUCGGCAACUGGUCACAGUGGUAUGACUGUAGUGUAACGUGUGGAGGAGGGAUCCAGUGGAAAAACAGAUCUUGCAUUGGACCCUUCUACGGUGGAGAAGACUGCUCGGGAGCUUUCGAAGAAUCGACGACCUGUAACACGCAUCCUUGUCCAAUUGACGGGAAGUGGAUGUCAUGGGGUGAAUGGGAAUCGUGCAAUGUCACUUGUGGCGGAGGAAUACAACGGAGAGAAAGGGAAUGUGAUGGACCGUAUCACGGAGGAGCAAACUGUACAGGACCAGAAGACGACUACCAGGAAUGCAAUACUAAUCCAUGCCCGGUUGAUGGGGUUUGGAAAAGUUGGACUGACUGGGCAUUGUGUAGUUUGUCUUGUGGUGGAGGGAAACAGGCUCGCUUCAGAGACUGUCACGGCCCAUUUUAUGGUGGGGCGAACUGCACAGGACCGAGUGAAGAAAUUCAAGAUUGCAAUACACACCCAUGCCCUGUGGACGGCGUGUUUAAGGCAUGGUCAGUUUGGGGAAAUUGUAACGUCACCUGUGGGGGUGGGUCUCAACAGCGAAGUCGUACAUGUGAUGGUCCUUUUCAUGGAGGUAAAAACUGUUCUGGAGCUUGGAAAGAGACCCAGGAAUGCAACACGCAAAACUGUCCAGAGGACGGUGUGUGGGUGACAUGGUCCGUAUGGGGAGAUUGUUCCGUUACAUGCGGUGGAGGGCUUCAGUAUAGAAACAGAACAUGCGAUGGACCACGAUACGGAGGUGCGGAUUGUGAAGGCGUGGACGAGCAACAAAGAGAGUGUGGAACGGAUCCUUGCCCAAUUCCUGGAGAUUGGAUGACGUGGUCAGGCUGGUCAUUGUGCAGUACCACCUGUGGAACAGGAAUAAGAUGGCGAACACGAGAAUGUAACACGACUUCCUACGGAGAUCUCACGGCACCAUGCGAAGGAACAAACAACGGCACGGAGGACUGUAACACAUUCCCGUGCAGGCCUUUUGCCGCCACAUGCAGCCAGCUACGUGACUGGGGAAUGGUAGACAGUGGUAUGGUUCAACUUAAACCUGAACGAAAAGACAAGUGGUCCCUAAAACCUGAACUAGAACCAGUGUGGCUGCACUGCGACAUGGAAUUAGAGGGCGGAGUAGGCGUCACAAUAAUAAAACAUGACCGAGAAGAGCGGACCAGAGUAUUUGGAUAUGAAGGAGCCGGAAGUUACGUUGCUAUUGUGAAUUACAAUAUAUCUACUGAUCAUGUGAUUGCCAUUAUUGAUGCAUCCAAGAACUGUAAACAAUAUCUGAAAUGGGAAUGCAUGGGCGCUGUUAUUCAUAAUCCUCAUCAAAUGGAUUCAUGGACAACCUUUUGGACAAAUCGAAGUAGCGAUUUCAAUAAUUACGUAACACCAGCUUCAUACUUUGCCGGAGGAAGACCAGGUACCGGAAAUUGUGCAUGCGGUGAAACCGGAACGUGUGCAAAUAAGUCUUUGCCGUGUAAUUGUGAUAGCAACGACUUUGAAUGGCGAUCGGACGAAGGGUACAUAACACAUAAGGACGACUUGCCAAUCUUGGCUUUUCGCGCAGGCGACACAGGAAAUGAACCUGUGGAACAGGGAGCGCAUACAAUAGGGCGUGUUUAUUGCCAGGGCGUGGCUUAG